CGCCUCUUUUGCCCGGCUGGGGACGGAAACCCUAGAUGAUCCCUUUGAGCGGCUUUUGCCCCACCUCUAUAAAUACGCAGAAUGAUAUCCUUUCUGCGCCCUCUUUGCUGCUUCCCACCUAUAGCAGCCGUCGCUCUUUCGCUUCUGAAGAUCUAAGUAACCAUGGGUAAGGAGAAGGUUCAUAUCAACAUUGUGGUCAUUGGCCAUGUCGACUCUGGCAAAUCCACAACUACUGGGCAUCUCAUCUAUAAGCUUGGUGGGAUUGACAAACGUGUAAUAGAGAGAUUUGAGAAGGAAGCAGCUGAGAUGAACAAGAGAUCAUUCAAGUAUGCUUGGGUUCUUGACAAGCUGAAGGCAGAACGGGAGCGUGGAAUCACAAUCGACAUUGCUCUUUGGAAGUUUGAGACCACCAAGUACUAUUGCACUGUCAUUGAUGCUCCUGGACACCGUGACUUUAUUAAGAACAUGAUCACUGGCACCUCUCAAGCAGAUUGCGCUGUCCUUAUCAUUGAUUCUACAACUGGUGGUUUUGAAGCAGGCAUCUCUAAGGACGGACAAACACGUGAACAUGCCUUGCUUGCCUUCACUCUUGGUGUCAAGCAAAUGAUUUGCUGCUGCAACAAGAUGGAUGCAACCACACCCAAAUACUCCAAGGCAAGGUAUGAUGAAAUUGUCAAGGAGGUAUCUUCCUACCUGAAGAAGGUUGGUUACAACCCUGAAAAGAUCCCAUUUGUACCCAUCUCUGGUUUUGAGGGUGACAACAUGAUUGAGAGGUCCACCAAUCUUGAUUGGUACAAAGGUCCAACUCUUCUUGAUGCUCUUGACUUGAUCCAAGAGCCCAAGAGGCCAACUGACAAGCCAUUAAGGCUCCCACUUCAGGAUGUCUACAAGAUUGGAGGCAUUGGUACUGUGCCUGUUGGACGUGUCGAAACUGGUGUUUUGAAGCCUGGUAUGGUUGUAACCUUUGGCCCUACAGGUCUGACAACUGAAGUUAAGUCCGUUGAGAUGCAUCAUGAAGCUUUACAAGAGGCCCUCCCUGGAGACAAUGUUGGUUUCAAUGUGAAGAAUGUGGCUGUGAAGGAUCUAAAGCGAGGUUUCGUCGCAUCGAACUCGAAGGAUGAUCCCGCAAAGGAAGCCGCCAACUUUACCUCCCAGGUUAUCAUCAUGAACCACCCUGGUCAGAUUGGCAAUGGAUAUGCUCCAGUCCUAGAUUGCCACACCUGUCACAUUGCUGUCAAAUUUGCUGAGAUCCUUACAAAGAUCGAUAGGCGAUCAGGCAAGGAGCUUGAGAAGGAGCCCAAGUUUUUGAAGAAUGGUGAUGCAGGCUUUGUAAAGAUGAUUCCAACUAAGCCCAUGGUUGUUGAAACUUUCUCCGAGUAUCCUCCUCUCGGUCGUUUUGCUGUGAGGGACAUGCGACAAACUGUGGCUGUUGGGGUUAUCAAGAGCGUGGAGAAGAAGGAUGCCUCUGGUGCCAAGGUGACGAAAUCCGCUGCCAAGAAGAAGUGAAAAGUGAUGAAGCUUUGCUACUGGUGUUUUAGUAUUUAUUUACAGUGCCUUGUAUCGUGAGUUAUGUAGGUUAUGGUCUGUGUCUAAUCCGGUAUCGCUGUCUGGCAUCUAUUUGCAGAACUGGGUGCUUGAUAGACGGUGGCGGUGGGAUUUUGAUUAUUUGUUGUGUUUGUAUUUGCGGAUAUUUGGUGAGUUUGAACUAAUUUUCUAUUGAGGAAUCUGAUGGUUUAUUUCAACUUUAAUAUGUUAA
Messenger RNA from Dendrobium catenatum, 1756 nucleotides. RefSeq names its product elongation factor 1-alpha. The transcript has 3 exons. Gene Ontology annotation, biological process: translation; translational elongation. The record is from RefSeq and is a predicted model, not a curated record. Bases 163 to 1506 code for a protein of 447 amino acids. NCBI's taxonomy places the organism in Eukaryota, Viridiplantae, Streptophyta, Magnoliopsida, Asparagales, Orchidaceae. Gene Ontology annotation, molecular function: translation elongation factor activity; GTP binding; GTPase activity.